Sphaeroforma arctica JP610 is the source of this 345-nucleotide messenger RNA. RefSeq lists its product as hypothetical. NCBI's taxonomy places the organism in Eukaryota, Ichthyosporea, Ichthyophonida. The annotation marks the transcript as partial. The record is from RefSeq and is a predicted model, not a curated record. The transcript has a single exon.
UUGACUACACUAAAGGGGAGGUGGAUGCACAGGUCAAGGAGAUUCACCCAGAUGGGUUCGAUGUCGUGUAUGACUGUGUGGGUGGAAACCAGACAGCAACAGGUAUCAAUGCCCUAAAGAAGGGCGGCAUCAUUGUUUCUAUCACGAAUCCGAAUUUGGCUGACAUGUCAAAAGGGGCAGGAGAUGAUACGAUAGGUAAAUGGUUCCUUGCCGCUGUUUCCGGCGCGCAACUGGCGAAAAUUACAACUAUGGUCGAUGAGAUGAAGUUAAAGGUGGCGCAUGUUAGUACAUUCCCUCUCGAUCAGUCUGUUAAUGUGUUCGAGCAUAGCACGUGGUAAAAUUGCA